Periconia digitata is the source of this 3161-nucleotide messenger RNA. The record is from the annotation of a GenBank genome assembly. Lineage: Eukaryota; Fungi; Ascomycota; Dothideomycetes; Pleosporales; Periconiaceae.
UUUUCGCCGUGUUCGUCAUCAGGAUCAUGCAAACACGAACAUGACCGCUAAAGCCACAUGCCGAGCAGUAUAGUGCGCUUGAGCGAUUAAUCGCCGGCCAUGUGGCGUGGACAGCAUUUGUAUUCGUUAGUGUUUGAGAUUGACAGAUAGAUAAGUGCAUUCUUUGAAUGAGAUUCUUACUCGCCAUAAUUCAGGACCACAGACACCCACCAGAGAAGUGUGUCGUUCAAUCGCGUUCGAUCACCCUGAUUUCAGCUUGCACAUCUUGCAACUUGCUCGCAGCCAACCCAACGAAUCUUAGAUCAAAUUUAUGCUAAAGUAGCUCUGCCCUCAAAAACUAGAUUUGGGUCUCUUCUGUGGUCUUCUGACUGGCGGCGUUCUUCACACAUAGCUACCUAGGUAUGUAUGUGCCAAGUCCUAGCCAUCGCCGUUGGGCCUACACGCGCAAACAGAUUACUGUCAAUGUUGGUAACGAAAGAGUUCUUUGCUUUUAUUUUCGUUCAAUAUACAAGUUUUCGUAUCAAUCUGUUGUCCUGAGUCUACAAUAUGGUUACUCGCUUUGUCAAGAGAUCUGCGUCGUGUCUUCACUAUACGGAAACUCUCUACGCACCAUAGAUGAUUUCCACCACGUCACAUUCGUUAUGUCUUUGAGACACUACAAACUAUUCUUUACAUGUAUACUCCAAACAAAUUUUUGAUAUGCAUCUGGUUUCCCAAUUGAUCGACGGAUGAAACUCUACGUCUUUCCAGCCGCUUGCUGUGCCGCAGCGCCAACUGAAAAUCCUUCACUAACCCAAAGUAGCCACAACAGCGCGUACGCUUGCAUUCAGAUGGACUAUGCAUUCUUUUCACGCUCGAAUAUCGGAUUCUUGCCGCCAAAAGUAUCGAUCAUUUCGCAACGGGCCAUACUUCCGGGAUGGACUUGCGAUCAGGUUGCUUUUCCUCGGCAGCGGUUGUAUCACGGGCGUCAGUAAGGAAGAACAUACAGCGAGGCGUGUCCUAGUCACUGUUGGUCAGUCAAAAUCCUUUGAACAAACAUACACCUCACUCGUACAAAUUCCGUGACAUGCGCGUAGUUUCAAGGCGCAAUGUCUCAAUCUUCGCCGAUACAUUUGUUUGACCACAGCCACCCACGGCCUUUCCCACCACCUUCUUACAACGCAGAGCCCCACCAAACGAAAUCCUCGCUUGACAUUACGCAAAGACUGGAACGUAAUCUUGCCCAUCUCAAUGCGUCGAACAAUGUUUACAAGAGAUGGUCUUAUGAGAUUAUCAGUUGGUCAAUCAGUGCGAUUUGCAUGGCUGCAAUAGUUGGGAUCCUAGCAUAUUGUAGCAAUAAGGCUUUAGUGCUGUCGUCGUUGCAUCUUACAUCAAUAUCGGUACUCUCGAAACUUACUUCGGCUGCGUUGAUCCUACCUACGUCUGAAGCUCUUGGGCAGUUGAAGUGGAGUUGGUUCAAUGGAAAGAAGUCUAAAGAGAUCUGGGAUUUUGAAAUUUUCGACAAAGCUUCGCGAGGACCUUGGGGUUCAAUAAUGCUCUUACUGCGUACUAAGGGCCGAUCACUAGCUGCUCUAGGGGCUGUACUUACUGUGCUCUUGCUUGCAAACGAUACCUUUUUCCAACAAGUGGUAGACCUUCCUGAACGGUGGGUACUACAGGGGAAAGGCUCGAUCGCGAAAGUCGUGCGUUACGAUCCAGAUUCCCUGGUGGAAUUAAGGGAUCAGGUCCGGUAUCUACAGCAGGAACAAUACGUGCGACCUCUGCUCCAGCAAUUCUUUUAUAACAACGGCACCCAGCCGGUGGCCAUGGGCAGCAGUACGCGACCCGAAGUUCCUGUUGCAUGCCCUACGAGCAAUUGCACUUUCCCCGACUUCCAUACUCUGGGUACGUUUUCCAGAACAAAAAAUAAUCGAACAUACCACAUUGCAUCACGUCGCGUGUGUAGUAGAUGUACCGAUAUCUCGGAUAUACUGGAAUAUGAUUGCAAAUCACGACCGCUGGACUGGAUAGGAAAUCUGACGCUCUAUGAAUCAAAGGAAGGCCAACCACUGUACCCCAACGGCACAGUAUGUGGCUACUUCGUAAAUUCAACAAGCGAUUCUGCCACCCUUAUGUCAGGAUACACUACCACAGCUAUGAAUUCAUCACAAGGAAGCGCGCCAGCUGGUGAGGCUCUUCUACUACGGAUGAUGCCACUUACCACGACGUUUACACGGAAUCUAUUAUGGGGCGGAGCCCUGAAGUUCAAGGAUCUACGCAACCCAAUCCUAGAUGCCUUGAUAGUUGCCGCCGAAGACGGAUACUCUGGAGUUCGCAGGGGCGAGCCGCCUAUCGCAAAAGAAUGUGCAUUGACUUGGUGCAUCAAGCGCAUAAGAUCAUCAUAUCACUAUGCUACCCUCGAAGAGGAGGUCGUGUCUGUUGUCUCGAACUCAACUCCUGGCCAAAACCCGUGGUGGUUCGAUAUGAGUGGUUCCGAUGACUCAUACGCUAUGGUUGGUUACUUCGAGGACGUGAACAUUGACCUUCCGGCAGAGAAUCAGACUUAUGGGACGUCCAACGAAACGCAUAAUCGGAUCUUGAACAAUUUCGACGAUAUCUUUCCUUCUUUCAUGACCGCAGUGAGUGACACGGAGAAGCCCAAUUGGAGAGUAAAGGCAUGGUUAUACAACCACCAGUAUCACCGCCCAGUUAAACAAAACCCGUGGAUCCCGCCCCAAAACAUCACGAUAUACAUGGAACGCAUGGCAACCGCCUUGACCAACGCAUUACGAUCAUCAUCUUCCAGUGAUAUGGUUGAAGGCCCAGCUUACGCUAUUGAGACGUAUGUCCAUGUUAAAUGGGCGUGGCUGACGUUCCCAUUCCUCAUAUUAUUACUCAGUCUCAUAUUUCUCGUGGCCACCAUACGCAAAACAGCUACUGGACUAGGGAUUUGGAAAACCUCGACUAUGCCGACUUUGCUAUACGGUCUACCUAAAGACAUGCAGAAGGAUUUCACGCCAUCAUUCACACAGACAAGUGCAAAAUCAUCACUUGAAGAACCAAAACAUGUCAGGAUUCGAUUACAUCCGGAGAAAGGUUGGCGAGUCUCGGGGCAGCCAGUUAGCCCCCGUUCGCCAGCCGUGAUAUUCAGAUCUAAUCAACCUCCGCCGGGAUGGAUCUGA